Molecule: messenger RNA, 3118 nt
Organism: Urocitellus parryii (Arctic ground squirrel)
Lineage: Eukaryota; Metazoa; Chordata; Mammalia; Rodentia; Sciuridae
Source: RefSeq, a predicted model, not a curated record
GAGAGCUAAGACACCUAGGAAACCUCUGGUGAAAAAAGGAUCCCAAACAAACUUUAAAGACCCAGUUGGGGUAUACUGUAGGGUGCGCCCACUGAGCUUUCCUGAUCAAGAGUGCUGCAUAGAAGUGAUCAACAAUACAACUGUGCAGCUUCACACUCCUGAGGGUUACAGACUUAACAGAAAUGGAGACUAUAAGGAGACUCAGUAUUCAUUUAAGCAAGUAUUUGGUACUCACACAACCCAAAAGGAGCUUUUCGAUGUUGUGGCUAAUCCCUUAGUAGAUGACCUCAUUCAUGGCAAAAAUGGUUUUUAAAACUAAUGAUAGAAAUAGUAUGGAUAUACAGUGUGAGGUUGAUGCCUUAUUAGAACGUCAGAAAAGAGAAGCCAUGCCCAAUMCAAAGACCCCCUCUAGCAAGCGACAAAUAGAUCCAGAAUUUGCAGAUAUGAUAAACGUCCAAGAGUUCUGCAAAGCAGGAGAAGUUGAUGAAGAUAGUGUCUAUGGUGUAUUUGUCUCCUAUAUUGAAAUAUAUAAUAAUUACAUAUAUGAUCUGUUGGAAGAGGUACCAUUUGAUCCCAUCAAACCCAAACUUCCACAAUCUAAAAUGCUUCGAGAAGAUAAGAACCAUAACAUGUAUGUUGCAGGAUGUACAGAAGUAGAAGUGAAAUCUACUGAGGAGGCCUUUGAAGUUUUCUGGAGAGGACAGAAAAAGAGACGUAUUGCUAAUACCCAUCUGAAUCGGGAAUCCAGCCGUUCCCACAGUGUGUUCAACAUUAAAUUAGUUCAGGCUCCCUUGGAUGCAGAUGGAGACAAUGUCUUACAGGAAAAGGAACAAAUCAUUAUAAGCCAGUUGUCCUUGGUAGAUCUUGCUGGAAGUGAAAGAACUAACCGAACUAAAGCAGAAGGGAACAGGUUGCGUGAAGCUGGUAACAUUAAUCAGUCACUAAUGACACUAAGAACAUGUAUGGAAGUUCUGAGAGAGAACCAAAUGUAUGGAACUAACAAGAUGGUUCCAUAUCGAGAUUCAAAGUUAACCCAUCUGUUCAAGAACUAUUUUGACGGGGAAGGAAAAGUACGUAUGAUUGUGUGUGUGAAUCCAAAGGCUGAAGACUAUGAAGAAAGCUUGCAAGUCAUGAGAUUUGCAGAAGUGACCCAAGAAGUUGAAGUAGCUAGACCUAUAGACAAGGUGAUAUGUGGUUUAACCCCUGGGAGACGAUAUAGAAACCAGGCUCGAGGAGGCCCAGUUGGAGAUGAACCAUUGGUUGCCGAAGUGGUUUUACAGAGUUUCCCACCUUUGCCGUCAUGUGAAAUUUUGGAUAUCAAUGAUGAGCAGACCCUUCCAAGGCUGAUAGAAGCCUUGGAGAAGCGGCAUCAUCUGCGACAAAUGAUGAUUGAUGAGUUUAACAAGCAAUCUAAUACUUUUAAAACUUUGUUACAAGAAUUUGACAAUGCUGUUUUAAAUAAAGAAAAUUACGCUCAAGGAAAACUGAAUGAAAAAGAAAAGGUGAUCUCAGGACAGAAAUUGGAAAUAGAACGACURGAAAAGAAAAAUAAAACUUUGGAAUAUAAGAUUGAGAUUUUAGAGAAAACAACUACUAUCUAUGAAGAAGAUAAACGCAAUCUACAACAGGAACUUGAAGCCCAGAAUCAGAAACUUCAAAGACAGUUUUCUGACAAACGCAGAUUAGAAGCCAGGUUGCAAGGCAUGGUGACAGAAACAACAAUGAAGUGGCAAAAAGAAUGUGAACGUCGAGUGGCGGCCACCCAGCUGGAGAUGCAGAAUAAACUCUGGGUUAAAGAUGAAAAACUGAAACAGCUGAAGGCUAUUGUUACUGAACCCAAAACUGAAAAACCUGAGAGACCCUCUCGGGAGCGGGAUCGAGAGAAAGUUACUCAAAGAUCUGUUUCUCCAUCAUCAGUGCCUCUUUCUAGUAACUAUAUUGCUCAGAUUUCCAACGGCCAGCAACUCAUGAGCCAGCCACAGCUACAUAGGCGCUCUAACUCUUGCAGCAGCAUUUCUGUAGCUUCCUGUAUUUCGGAAUGGGAGCAGAAAAUUCCUCCGUACAACACACCUGUCAAUGUUACAUCUAUUGCAAGGCGUAGGCAGCAGGAGCCAGGACAAAGUAAAACUUGUAUCGUAUCAGACAGAAGGCGAGGGAUGUACUGGACUGAAGGCAGGGAGGUGGUUCCUACAUUCAGAAAUGAGAUAGAAGUAGAAGAGGAUCAUUGCUGCAGGGGAGAUGUUUAUAAAACAAGGGGUGGUGGACAAUCUGUUCAGUUUACUGAGAUUGAGACCUUGAAACAAGAAUCACCAAGUGGUAGUCGAAAACGAAGAUCGUCCACAGUAGCACCUGCCCAACCAGAUGGUACAGAGUCUGAAUGGACCGAUGUAGAAACAAGGUGUUCCGUGGCUGUGGAGAUGAGAGCAGGAUCUCAGCUGGGACCUGGAUAUCAGCAUCACGCGCAGCCUAAGCGCAAGAAGCCAUGAACUGACGGUCCCAGUAGUGAAAGAACAUUGUCAUUUGUGUUGGUAAUUUCAAAGCCAUGCCAGAAGCAGUCUUGAGACAUCUUGUAGAAUUCCAGCUUUGUGGAACGUUACAGACCUCAGCUAUAUCAUACACUGGCCUAGAACAAAGUUUCCCCUUUGGAUCCAAAGACAUCUAUGAUUCAGCAAACUUUGUAUAUUAAAUACCUUGCCAUAUUUAAUAUUAAUAGAAGACCCCCCCUCCAUUUUCUCAUGGCUGUAUGAACUUUUUUUAUAAUACUAUUUUUUUUUUGUACAUUUCUUGUAUACUUAUGAACUCUAAUUCAAGCAAGUGUUUGUCUUGGGUAAUUAAGGAAGAAUAUAUCUAGAUCAUACUUUAUUUUUUAUUCUGAUCUUUUUCAGCUCUGGUCUGAGUAUUUCUUAAAGGUUUUAUAAGCAAAACAAAUGCUGCUAUUGAUUAGCUGCAAGAAUGCACUUUAGACAUACUGGACAAUUCAAACUUUCAAAAUAAAGAUGUCAGUGACUGGCUAUCAAUAAAACCAUUUUAAAAAGUUGUCURCAAUUUUGUAUGUAUAUAUUCACUUUCUGACAGAUAAGUCAAAAGAACUGAAAUAAAAGGCACUGAGAAAUACAAA